Messenger RNA from Drosophila arizonae, 1967 nucleotides. RefSeq lists its product as uncharacterized. The record is from RefSeq and is a predicted model, not a curated record. Lineage: Eukaryota; Metazoa; Arthropoda; Insecta; Diptera; Drosophilidae.
AUGCAACAUUACGAUAUCUGGAGCGACGAUUUGCAAGCUCAAACUGCUGACCAACAGCUGCAGAUGGAACUGGAGCUAAUCGACGAUCAGGAUGUUGCGGAGCGCGCAGAGCACGAACAAUUAUUGCUGCAGCAAUCAUACACUCUUGCCAGCAAUCUCUCUUCCACUGUCAAUUGGAGCGAUUCUGGGACAUAUCCAGAGCUCAAUGGCAACGGCAAUCGCAAUCCCAAAGUUAUUCAUUUAUUUGCCGUGCCGGUGGAUGGGGAGUGCCUAUCGAGUGAUGGUCGACGAUUGGGUAAUUGCUUAAAUGCGUACGAAUGCCGGCAGAAGGGUGGACAGGCCAAGGGCGAAUGUGCGAUGAGCUUUGGCGUCUGCUGCGUGUUUGUGGCCAGUUGCAAUGGAACUAUCAACAACAACCUGACGUAUAUUGUCUCGCCAGAGUUUCCCAGCUUCAUGCCAAGCAACUUCACUGGCUGCCAGCUGAAGGUAAAAAUUAUGAGUCCAGAGAUUAGUCAGCUACGCCUUGAUCUCAAUCAUUUCUCGCUGGGCCAGCCCAAUCGACGCACGGGGGUCUGCGAUGGAGAUGUCUUCAAUAUCAGCGGCGGCCCCAGUGGACCCCUAACGCUUUGUGGCCAAAAUAAUGGACAACACUUGUACUACGAUGUGGGAGCCCGAUCCUUGCCGCGUCAAUCAACGUUGUAUGGAACUCUUCGACAGCCAGCUAAUGUCAACAUUAGCGAAGUGAAUGCCAGCGACAUCGAACAGCUCAUUGAGAUCAAUAUAAACGUGAGCUCACGUUUUCUGCCCAUUCGAUUGUGGGAGAUUCGGGUAACGCAAAUACCCUUCAGUCAGCGUGCUCCGGCUGGAUGCUUACAAUAUCAUACUGGCGCAGAAGGCAUUAUGCAGACCUUCAAUUUUGCCGACAAUGGAAGGCAUUUGGCCAAUCAGCAUUAUCGGAUCUGUGUGCGCCAAGAGUCCGACAUGUGCUCGAUAAUAUAUCAGCCCUGCGAUGAGCAAUCCUUUCGCAUUGGUGGCGGCGGUAGCGGUGGAUCGUUUAUGUCCAUAAUGAACAUGGCGGCCAGCAUGACUAGCACCCCAUCAGCCUCUGCACAGACGGAGACGGCAUCCAUGACAACGACGACAGCAACGACAGCUACCAGCGCCACAACACCAAGCAGCGCGGCUACGACUACCAUGAAGCCGAAUGUGGCGCAAGUUCUGAGCAAUUUGGUCAAUUGUUCCACAACUGCAGCGCCAAUGUCAAGCAACGGUAGCAGCACAACGGCAGCUACGGGUGCUGCUGCCGGUGGUAAUAGCAGCACGGCAGCAAUGACAACAUCAAUGCCUUUACGUUCAAGCAUUAUGCCAGCUAUGGACGAGAGCACGGCUGCGAGUGAAACGACGUCAUCGUCAGCCUCACCCUCACCCUCACCGGCUAACGACGAUGCCGAGGGCUCGGGUGACGAUGACAAUUUCUUCUUUUUCUCCAAAGGGGACGAUGGCAACAAUGUCGGGACUACAUCACAGCCCGGCGUCUCAAGGCGUCCAAGGCCAGUGGGUGGCGCCAGUCCCUCGGGUGGCUUUGAUCUGCUGGGCUUCUUGCGUAGUGCUCUUGACUUGCGCCUGAGGCAUCUACAGCAACGCCGCCAUCGUCAGUCGCGUCAAUUCUUUAGCACUUGCACGGAUCGCAUAACAAUGCCCUGCAUUAUUGAGGAUUUCAUUGGCACAGGCUUCGGUCCAUUACCGGGCUGUGAGCCGGUUCACUGCGGCGCGCAGUUUUGCUCCUCAGGCAUUUGGCCCUGUCGCAUAGAGAGCACAGUCACUCCAUUCUACAUAGGAGUCCACUUUGGCGACGGAGGCGCCGCUGGCAAGGGAAGUGCAGAGGAUAACAUCGGCGCCUGCCUGCGAUACAACCAGGUGCAGUGCAUCUAACCUGCGAUUCCUCUCAUGUUUCAAUUUAGAAAAUG